UCAACAUCAAAUAUUUUGCCAUUUCGCCGUCGAUCUAAGGAGCCACGGGAGUUGGAAGGAAGAAACGUGAGUCUUGCGGCAGCCUUUGAGGCUGCGAUCAAGGAGGCUAGUCAAGCUCAAUUGAAGGAUGACGAUGGUCUCCCGAGCUUGGAUGACAUUAUCGAUCAACUUCCGACCACGCACGCAUCAUCCGCAACUCAUCUCAAUGCCUCGAGAAAGAAAACCACGGAUGCGCAGCGAAAACUAUGCGACAUAUUUGCCAGACAGCAGUUUGACAAUACCAGGAGAACUAGUCCUAGCACAAUCCGAUCGAUUUUAUUAUCCGGGGCGCAUUGUGAGCUUUAACAGCAAAUCGAAUAAAUAUAAGGUCGAUUAUGCAUCAGGGCAUUCUCUGUCGAUUGAGCGGAAAAAAUUCUAUACGACAUACGAAAAGGGCUUCACGACGUGCCCAUUGGGUGAGCUGGCUCGUCCUGCCAUUAUGGACAAUUAUGAGGAUAAGGAGCUGGAAUUGCGUGUCCGAGGGAUAUACCCUGCCCUUUACGCCAUUAUUUCAGGCACGCAUGAUGAAGCUGGUCGGCUGGAGGCGUUUGUCAAAGGCGGUAAGGCGAGAAGAUCGCUUGCGCAGCGGGUCGGUCCUGGCAGCUUCAGCAGGGAAAAAUAUCAAUUGAUUAACAACCUGCUCCAUUCAGAAUUUCUGGCAGACUUGGCGACAACCAAACGAACGCAACCAGGUGGUCAGAACUGGCCAGUUUUAGAGGGAUAUGGACCACCCAUGAAGCGGAGUGGCGAUGUGUCAAAGGGUUUUUCCGACCAAAUGCGUCUCCACUUUGUCAGCGAUGUUCUCCUUCCGGAAACCAUAACGCGCCUCACCAUGCAGCAGGAGAAUAUAAACUACAAGGAGGCUGAUCAGAGGGUUAUCGACUGCAAAAGGGAUGAGAGCACAGAUACGUGGUGGGUGGACGACGUUUUGGCUGCGCGCGAGUCAUUCCUGGACGGACACGCCCAAUGAUCCGUGCGCGAGGUCGACGAAGCCACACAAGAUGUCCUUUGUGGUCCUUGUCCUCCAUCCCACAUACUUACUCCGCCCUCCUCACCCAUCGCUUUCGCCUUUUGCACAUUUGCACCGCUCAUCCACAUCCGAGACUUAAAAUCAGCGCUGGCUUAAUGGACGCUUCAGCAAGGUCAUUUCUGCUGGAGCUGAUGGCAAAGUCCAAAAAAGGAUUGUCAUUGGCAGAGCAACUGUGCAGCCAGGCACGCGAGGA
Messenger RNA from Gamsiella multidivaricata, 1262 nucleotides. RefSeq lists its product as uncharacterized. The transcript has 5 exons. The coding region runs from base 128 to 1009 and encodes 293 amino acids. The record is from RefSeq and is a predicted model, not a curated record. Lineage: Eukaryota; Fungi; Mortierellomycota; Mortierellomycetes; Mortierellales; Mortierellaceae.